ACUUACUCUUUGGCGAGGGGUGAUUACAAGAAGUCAAGAAUCUGCCCAAAAAAAGAAGAGGUGUUCAGUGGCAGUCCUGGCUGUGUGUAGGAUGAGCCUUUCCCUUUGGCAGUGCCAGCCAGUGAUGCCUUUUCUUCUUCCCACUCUUUCUUCCCCAUGCCGAUAAAGCGGAUAGAGAGAGAGAAAAAAAACUUAUUACAAGAGAGAGAACAGGAACAGAGUGAUUUCUACAAUAAAGCAAGUUUGUUGCUUGGAAACUGCCCGUGAGAGACUACCCUGGGAGAGUUUUAUUCUUCUUUCACGCACUCCACGUCUGUAAUGUCCAUUGAAGGGUGUUUCGUUCUCUCAUUUUAGUGAUUUGAUUUUCUGGUUUCUCUCCAAAGCUGGUUUCUUUUUCUCAAAGGGGUUUCGAAAAUGGCAAUGUUUCAGCCUUCUUGUAAGAGGGAUGGGAUCGAGGGCCAGAUUCUAGAUCUGGACACGGCGGUGAAAGAUGGGGUUUUGGGCGGCGUGGAUUCUGGGGUUGUGGGGACUGGGGUUGGUGAAAAACUGGAUCUUGGGAGGAUGAUUGAAGAGUUAGACUUGUGUGAAGUUCCAUCUGUGUUCAUUUGCCCAAUUUCCCUUGAGCCAAUGCAGGACCCCGUGACUCUUUGCACGGGUCAGACCUACGAGAGGUCCAACAUUCUCAAAUGGUUCAGUCUGGGACACUUCACUUGCCCCACCACAAUGCAAGAGCUCUGGGACGAUUCCAUCACACCAAAUACCACUCUCUACCGUUUGAUAUCCACUUGGUUUUCUCAGAAGUACCUUGUGAUGAAGAAGAGAUCAGAAGAUGUCCAUGGGAGGGUGUCGGAGCUUGUUGAGACUCUCAAGAAGGUGAAGGGGCAAGCUCGUGUUCUUGCCCUCAAGGAGCUCCAUCAAGUGGUGGGUGCUCAUGCCACUGCCCGCAAGGCAUUGGUCGAUGGCGAUGGAGUCUCCGUGGUGUCGGCGUUGCUCGGUCCUUUUACUUCCCAUGCGGUUGGCUCCGAGGUCAUUGGUGUUCUGGUGAGUUUGAACCUUGAUUGUGAGUCCAAGAGGAAUCUACUGCAGCCUGCGAGGGUUUCCCUGAUGGUGGACAUUUUGAAUGAGGGUUCAAUUGAGACGAAGAUCAAUUGCACGCGGCUGAUUGAGACAUUGAUUGAAGGGAAGGAUUUCAAGUUGGAGAUUUUCAGGAGCCAUAGUCUUUUGGUUGGGUUGAUGAGGCUGGUUAAAGACAAGAGGCAUUCAAAUGGAAUCUGCCCUGGGCUGAGGCUCCUGAGAACAGUGUGCUUGCAUUCAGAAGUUAAGAUUUUGCUGGUAAGCAUUGGGGCUGUUUCUCAAUUGGUUGAGUUGUUGUCUGGUUUGGAGCCCGAAUGUUUGGAAUUGGGUCUUUCUAUCUUGGAUGCACUGGCUUCUGUUCCGGAAGGCAGAAUAGCUUUGAAGAAUUGUUCUAAUACAAUACACGUUAUGGUGAAACUGUUGAUGAGGGUCUCAGAAAACUGUACUCAAUAUGCGUUGUCAAUACUGUGGUCUGUGUGCAAGCUGGCACCUGAUGAGUGCUCUUUGAUCGCUGUGGAAGCAGGACUUGCUGCAAAACUUCUCCUUGUGAUCCAAAGCGGUUGCAAUCCAAUAUUGAAACAACAGUCGGCUGAGCUUUUGAAGUUGUGUAGUUUGAAUUAUUCAGAUACAAUCUUCAUUUCCAAGUGCAAACUUACCAGAACCAUUCAAUGACCAUGGGCAUUAACCUGGUUGUAUCAACAGUUUGUAAAUUUGUAGGGCAAGAGAAGCAGAGAGCAGCUACUUCCCAGACUACUACAGAACUAAAGAACCCCAGAAGUUGGAAUGGGGUUAGUGGUGCGAAAUGAAAAUCUCCUGUAUAUAUACCUUUUGUGUUUUGAUUCCAACAAUUGAUAUUUGAAAUGAAGGACAUUGACAAAACUUGCUUAAGUGGGUUCACUUUUGUGUGUUCCUUCUUGUCCAAUGUUUUCUGAAUAAGCCCCAUCUAGAAGAUGCUGAAAUUGUUUAUAUAGCUUUUUGGGGGGUAUAGGGAUGAAAGAAAAUCAUGGUGUUGUUGGAUAAAGAUUCUAUUAGGAGAGGGAUGACAUUGAGAGCUAAUGUGGGGCUUGUAAUUUCAAUUGUGAUGAUCCAUGGCUUGUAUCUUUUUCCCCUUGGGGUUUAGGCCUCCAAUUUUCCCUUUAGAAGAAGAAGAAGAAUACUGGGGUUUUUGGUUUUGACAUUUAAUCUGUACAAUGGAAAUAACCAUUCUUAUUAUGCACUGCACCUGCAAUUUGUUGAAUUGAUAUUAUUAAUUCUUUUAUGACAA
Vigna unguiculata (cowpea) is the source of this 2338-nucleotide messenger RNA. Its product is annotated as U-box domain-containing protein 30-like. Gene Ontology annotation, molecular function: ubiquitin protein ligase activity. The record is from RefSeq and is a predicted model, not a curated record. Gene Ontology annotation, biological process: protein ubiquitination. Lineage: Eukaryota; Viridiplantae; Streptophyta; Magnoliopsida; Fabales; Fabaceae.